CGUACGCAUUUUGGAAGCACUUGACGAGGGGCAGGUAAACACAACGUGGACCGGGUAACUCAUGAUGCCGCCAGGCAACGUGGUUUCUUGAGGAUGACUAAACAAAUGCAAAGGGAAACAACGAAACACACAAGGGGCCCUUUUCAGACGCUGGCGUCGAGCUCUUUUGAUUGGGAAGACGCAUCUCAUCCAGGGAAUGUGUGAAUGCGUAGCUUCGUAAGGACGGAUUUACUUUGCCACUGGCAUGAGUGAGUGCCCGUUUUUAUUACGGACUGUCGAACAUGUCGCCAAUCAAUCCGUGCCAGGCUCCAAAAAAUGGGUUCAUGAGAUGCGGGCUAGGAAACAUGCGAAGAUGACAGGGUUGCCUGUUGCUCCAUAUAAAUUGUGAAGGGGCCUCCGGAAAUCGUCAGUUCAUUCUGAGUGAUCAAAGUGGUUACAGAUCUGCUUUGAGCAUUGACAAAGCAGAAUCUCGUCUUCUUUUCAACAUCUAGUCUUCUUCAAGUUCUCUCCUUAUUCAAAGGGCAUUAAUAUUUAUUUAAACCACAUCAUGAAGGUUUUCGUUGGCAUUCUUGGCUUUUUGGCUUUGGCCUCUCGAUCGGCUCUAGCUGAUGGAGGUAGUCAUGGAGGCAACCAUGGAGGUCGCCAUGGUGGCAACCAGAACGGCCUCGGACAAUAUGGCAACGGAGGCUUGUUCUCUAAUGGCUUCCAGUCUGAGGAUGCUAGUUUUGGCAAUACUUACUCUGCCCAAAACGUGCAACCCUCUUAUGCCAACAACAAUCAAGGGUCUUUUGGCAAUGACCAAGCUGUCUAUGGGGGUGGAGCUGGAGGUGAUGACAAUAUUGCUAUGCUGGAGAAGGCUGUUCCUGGCACACCUGGCGAAGAUUACCCUAUCUACGCCGAGGUUCCCGAGACUGCCUUCAUUUGCGACGGUCAAGUGGACGGUGGAUACUAUGCUGACCCGGAAGCUGAGUGCCAAGUUUUCCACAUCUGCUCCAACGAUGGACUAGGUGGUCUGACCAAAAACUCCUUCUUGUGCCCUAAUGGAACCAUUUUCAACCAAGAGUACUUUAUCUGUGAUUGGUGGUUCAACUUUGAUUGUGGUGAGGCCGAAGGUCUUUACUCAUUGAAUGACGACAUUGCUGCAGAACGGGAGGCCGCCAGCCAAAAUAACCAAGCCACUUACCAAUCGGCUGCAUCUGCCCCUCAAGCUUCUUAUGCUAGUGCUAAUGGUGCUGCUAGUCAAUACUCUGGGCCCAGCAACAACAACAACAACGGCAGAGGUCGCCAACCCGCCAACAAUGGUUACAGUGCUCCAUCCAAUGCUGGCAAUGCCCGCCGACCUGCUUCCAAUGUAGGAAGGCGUCAACCUUCCUCAAACGGUUACAGUGCUCCCGCUCCCGCCCAACGACCUGCUCCUAGCCGCGCUAACCGCCGACCAGCUCAAUCUCGUCGCCCUGCCGCUCAAAAUUAUGGCUCUCCAUCGGGCUCAAAUGGAGCUGCUGCCUCAAACCAAUACUCUGGUCCAACUAACGCCGCCCCAACCAACCAAUAUGGCUCUCCUAACAGCAAUGGUGCCACUGAUGGAGCUUCCGGUCAAUAUGGCGCUCCCACCCCCGUCAAUGGUGCUUCUGGCCAAUAUGGUGCUCCCACCCCCGCUAAUGGUGCUUCCGGUCAAUAUGGUGCUCCCACCCCCGCUAAUGGUGCUUCCGGUCAAUAUGGCGCUCCUGCCGCUGCCAAUGGUGCUUCAGGCCAAUAUGGUGCCCCUGCUUCUGAUGAUGGAGCCUCCGAUCAAUAUGGAGCCCCCUCUGAUAAUGGAGCUUCAGAUCAAUAUGGUGCUCCUGCUGAUGGUGCUUCUAAUCAAUAUGGCGCUCCCACUGGAUCCGAACAGGCUGGUGACGCUUAUGGUGCCCCUGUUGGUCAAAGUGCUUCCAACGGUUAUGGCUCUCCUAACUCUGGAAGCGGUGCUGCCUCGACUAAUGGAUACUCAGCUCCCACCAAUGGAGGACGUAACGGCGGUCAACGACGAGGUAACAAUGGAAACGCCCGUAGAAAUGGAGGCGGUCGUCGCAAUGGUGGUCAACGUCAACGUCCCAACACCUCUUAUGGAGCACCCGCUGCUGACAGCUACGGAUCCCCUGCUGCUGAAGCCCCCACCACUGGUGCUAAUUCCAACUAUGGUGCCCCUGCCUCUCAGGAUUCGUCCUCAAACUAUGGAGCUCCCACUGAGGCCACCUCUGGCUACGGUGCCCCUGGUGGCAGUCAGGGAGCUGGUAACUCGUACGGUGCUCCAGCUUUCGAGCCCACUCCCGUCUAUCAAGAUAACACCGUUGGAGCUGGCUCCAGCUAUGGUGCUCCUUCUAGCGAUCUUCCCAGCUACUCUGGCAAGUAAAUGAUCCCCCUGGAACAUUUCAAAGCCCCGUUUUCCUUCGUUUUCUCUCCCAAUCUCUCUCUGUUCACGACUCUCAUCAUAAUGAGCUGGCCAACAUGAAAAUUGCAAAUCCCGUGUAACAUCGAAUAAUUUAUGCUAUUAUCAUCAUCAUUUUUUCCUCUUUGAUAUUACGAUGCAAAACACUCAAAAUAAAUCCAAUCAUAUCAAAGGAA
This is a messenger RNA of Tigriopus californicus, 2601 nucleotides long. RefSeq names its product pro-resilin-like. The record is from RefSeq and is a predicted model, not a curated record. Gene Ontology annotation, cellular component: extracellular region. NCBI's taxonomy places the organism in Eukaryota, Metazoa, Arthropoda, Copepoda, Harpacticoida, Harpacticidae. The transcript is spliced from 2 exons. Gene Ontology annotation, molecular function: chitin binding. Bases 548 to 2389 code for a protein of 613 amino acids.